Molecule: messenger RNA, 6051 nt
Organism: Zasmidium cellare ATCC 36951
Lineage: Eukaryota; Fungi; Ascomycota; Dothideomycetes; Mycosphaerellales; Mycosphaerellaceae
Exons: 3
Coding region: 1-6051 (2016 amino acids)
Biological process (GO): RNA export from nucleus; post-transcriptional tethering of RNA polymerase II gene DNA at nuclear periphery; protein import into nucleus
Cellular component (GO): nuclear pore; nuclear pore cytoplasmic filaments
Molecular function (GO): structural constituent of nuclear pore
Source: RefSeq, a predicted model, not a curated record
AUGUCGUUCGGCUUCGGCAGCAACAACAACAAUACCUCCACAGGUUUUGGAGGGUUUGGCUCUGGCUCCGGCUCUGGUUUCGGCGCCAACAACAAUAACAGCUCCAGCACGCCCUCACUCUUCGGCGCCAACAACAACAAUACCACGACGGGCUCGACGGGCGGUUUUGGCGGUGGUGGUGGCUUCGGCUCUACCAAUACCAGCUCUCCGUUCGGUACGAAGCCUAGCGGCUUUGGUACGCCGGCCGCGACGAGUGGCGGGAAUUUGUUUGGAGGAAAUACCAGCACGAGUGGAGGAUUUGGAAGUGGAGGGGGAUUUGGCGCGAAUAACACCAAUACCGCGAGCUCGGGAUUCGGUGCUUCGAAUACUGGAGGAGGAAUAUUCGGUGCCAACAAGCCAGCAGCAAGCACAGGGUUCGGCUCGACCAACACUGGCUCAAUAUUUGGAGGUGGCGGCGCAAGCACAACCGGUGGUGGAUUUGGCAGCACGAACAACAACACCACGGGCGGCGGCAUGUUCGGCAGCAACUCCAACAAUACCAGCACAGGCUUCGGCGCAACCAACACGAACACGAGUGGUGGAUUUGGCGGAUUUGGCUCAUCAACCCCUGCGGCCAGCAACAAUGGUACGGCAGGCCCGCCUUUCCAAGCGACCACGGAGAAGGAUGGAACCUCGAACCAGACCUCGUCGUACCAAUCCAUUACCAUGCAGCAACCAUAUCAGGGCAAGAGCUUUGAGGAGUUGAGAGUAGAAGACUACAUGCAAGGACGGCGGUACGGCAAUACCAAUGGCCAGGCUGGUAGCUUCGGUCAGUCUACUGGGUUUGGUGGAAGUGCUUUCGGCAACAACCAAACACAGAACACAUCCAGCACACCCUCACUGUUUGGGGGCAAUAACCAGCAGCAGACAGGAGGCAGCUCGUUCGGUGGCUUCGGCAACACCCAGAGCACAAGCAACACCACAGGCGGAUUUGGCAGCACCAACAGUACGGGUGGUGGCUUGUUCGGCGGACAGAAGACCCUCGGAGGAUUUGGCGCCAAUCCGACAUCAAACACCACCACAGGUGGCUUUGGGAACAGCACGUCUGGCAGCACCGGUGGUCUCUUUGGCGGCACCGCGAACAACACAUCCAACACCGGAGGAGGCUUGUUUGGCGGCAACAACCAGCAGCAGAACAAGCCAGCAUUCGGGGGAUUCGGCUCCACGAACAACAAUACCCCGAGCUCGUUUGGCAACACUGGUACUGGAGGCGGAGGUCUGUUCGGAAACAACACGAAUACCAACACCAACACGACCGGAGGCCUCUUUGGACAGAAUCAGAACCAGCAGCAGUCAGGCAAUGCGUUCGGUGGUAAUGCUUCGACUGGAGGAGGCCUCUUUGGUGGUGCGCAGGCGCAGAGCAAGCCCGCGGGAGGUCUAUUCGGAGGCAGCACGACCAACAACAACGCAGGUGGUGGUGGUCUCUUCGGCUCAAACCAGAACCAAACACAGCAGUCUGGUGGACUUUUCGGAUCGACUCCACAGAACAACAAUGCCGGAGGUGGCCUUUUCGGAGGAACACAGAACAAGCCUGCGACUUCCAGCCUGUUUGGUGGCAGCACCGCAAACACGAGUACUGGCGGCGGCGGACUUUUUGGCGGAAACCAAGACCAGCAGCAGCAGUCUGGCGGUCUCUUCGGAGGCAGUCAGAACAAUGCCGGUGGAAAUUCUUUGUUCGGUGGCAGCCAGAACAAACCCCAGGGCUCUAGCCUCUUUGGCGGCAACAACAACACUUCCAAUACCGGCGGUGGCAGCCUUUUUGGAGGUAGCUUGGGUCAGAACAACCAGAACCAACAGAACAAUGCUGGCAGCAGCCUGUUUGGAAGUCUUGGCCAGAACAACCAAAGCCAAUCUCAAAACAACAACUCAAUGUUCGGCUCGAACUUUGGACAGAGUCAGAACCAGACGCCGCAGAAUAACCAGCUGCACGCCAGUCUGACCAUGUCCCCAUACGGCAACGACCAGCUCUUCGGCUCUCUGCAGCAGACGUCGACACCUGUUGGUCCUCUCGCCACACCGUUGAACGGGGCGAGGGCUGCUGCCUCCAAGACACCAAGCUUGCUAUCGAGCACGAGAUUGAACUCCCCAAUCUACACCCCAAGAGCGAGCACUAUGAACCGCAACGGCACUUACGGCCUCAGCUACUCUACCUACGGCACUCCGGGAUCUGCUUUCUCGACCAGCCUCACUCCAGCGCAGAGCAGCUUGUUGAAGCCAUCUGGUAGCCUUGGCAGUGCCCUCUCCAGUCGCCUUGCUAAGAGCAUGAGCAUGAACAACCUGCGUGGAGAUGGCACCCCUCAAGGUGACAGCCUGCUGCGUCCGGUUCCUGGCAGUGCUUCAAGCAAGUACCUUCAAUCCGGCAGCAUGCGCAAGCUCACCAUCGACCGGAGCCUUCGCAUGGAUCUCUUUGCCCCACCAGAGGAGCAGACACCCGGUGCUGAGAGAAAGAACAGCACUGUGCGUUUCACGGAGCCGGAGAAUUCCCCACCACCGACCGCCUCGCCAAGCGAGAACAAUGCUCUUGUACGAACUGAGGAGCCUGAAGAAGAAGAAGAGAGUUCGCCGGCCCUGUUACGCAGUCAACCAAAAGCCAAAGCACAGUCUAACGGCGCACCCGAGAUGCAACAGGUCAACGGUUCUUCUCUGUCUACCGUGCAGGAAGAUGAUGAAACGAGGCGCACGAAGUCUGCGCCUGCUACGAACCAGCCGUCAGAGAAGGUGCCGAAGAAGUCAGCUGGGGUGGGCGACUACUGGACGAAGCCUCCAAUGAAGGACCUUAGGAACAUGUCACGCAAGCAGUUGGAGAAGGUCGGCAACUUCGUCGUCGGCCGAGAAGGUGUGGGAUACAUCGAAUUUGGCAAUGUCGAUCUCAGCAAGACCGAGCUCGAAGACAUCUGCGGCAACAUCUGCAUCUUCAAGCAGCGCUCCGUCACUGUUUACCCGGACGAGAAAACCAAGCCACCAGUCGGUCAGGGCCUGAACGUACCCAGCACAAUCCACCUCGAGCACUCUUACCCCAAGAACCUGGGCACGAGAAAGGCUGUGAUGGCGGGUAGCGGGCCUGCUUACGACAAGCAUGUCAUGAACUUGAGGAAGACUCGUGGCACGAACUUCAAGAGCUACGACGCUCAAACUGGUGUCUGGACUUUCACGGUUGAGCACUACACAACGUAUGAGGUGGAAGACGACGAGACUGAGGAUAUGGAUAUCCAGCAUGAGACAAGCGCACUUAGCGAGCCUCCGGAAGAUGAGACGAUGCAGAGCUUGGAGUCAGCGAACGGAACCGGUGAGGUUGACGACACGUUCGAGUUCAAGAUCCAGAGCAGGCGAUCGCAGCAGUCGAACGCCUCUGCUGCUCCUGGCCCACACGUUCCUGGCGGGUUCGGUGGAUUCGAUGCUCCUGAUGAGUCUCGUUUCGUCACGAAGUACGACCCUGAGGAGAUGAUUACAGACGGAUUCGACGACGACACCAUGAUGUCUGGUGGCCUUGGUUUGAAUAAGCAGGAGGAUCCUUUCACUUCACCAGGCGGUGCGGUACAGGCUCCAUCUCCAGGUGCCUAUGAGCGCUACCACUCCAGUAUGGCGCUUGAUGAAGACACAGGUGCAGUUGAGAUUGCUGAGGAGACGCAGGACGAGCCCGAACCGGAGCCCGAGCUUCCGGGUUCUUUUAUUGAAGAACCCAAGCUACUGCGAUCGAUCCUCAAGCCGACACCUGGAUUCUCGACCUUCGCCUCGCCACAGAAGCUGGCUACCGACUCGUGGGAAGAUCAACUCCAACGCACGAUGAGCCCGAAAAAGCGUGACCGACAAGCACUCCGAGAUCGACAGCAGAGCGUUCUACGCGAGGAGCCCGAAGAAGUGAUUGAGAGUCCCUUCAAGCGCAGCAUGUUGGGACAGAGCACACUCAACCAGAGCCACCUUGCUCAGAAGAGUGCGAAGAAGGUUGGCUUUGGUGGCAGCACCAUGAAAGCCAGCACGGAUGGUCUGGGUAAGAGCCAGGCCUUUCGAACUUCAAUGGACAUCAUGAACUCGCUAUGGGCGCAAGAGAAGACCACCAAGAAGGCGCCCAGUGCUGCCAGAGGCUUUGAGAACCCAUACCCCAAGCGACAACGCCUUUCCGCCUCUGCCGAACUCAGCGAGCAAGACGCCAAUUUUCACAACGCCAUGAAGCCGUCCUUCAGCAGUAACGGAAUCCUGGUCUACUCCGUCCCUGGAUCCGUCCAAGAAGUCACCGAACCUUUGGCUCGCGCCUUGGAACCUCUGGUUGGCGAGCACAAGGAAGUUCGAUUUGCCCGAUUUGCACCGCCAGAUGAUAUCAACACACUUACCUUGAGUGUCCAGAAGGGCAUUACCGUAAUUGGCAAAGUCGAUGGAUUCCGUCAAGCGAACGCCCGCAGCGAUAUCAGCUUUCAGGACAUCAAGAACUCUACUGAAGGUCCCCGUGAGUCGGCCAUUUGGGGAGUUGCCGGGGUCCUGUUCGAUCCCGUCACUGUUGCCUGUACGCACCUCAUGCACGGCAUGUCGCCUGACGAUACCAUCAAAUAUGAACCCAGACUUCGCCAGGACGCCUUUGGGGAGCUGUGGGCUGGACACCUGUCUGCAGUCGCCGAUGAGCAAUUAGCACUGAAGAAGACUGCCGAAGAAAAGGCACUUCUGCUGUUGACGCUGAACAAGGUCAGACAGGCUGCAGAAAUCCUCACCGAGGCCAGGGACUUCAAGCUGGCGACGAUGGUAGCCCAACUUCCUGGCACACAUGACAGCCGCGACUUGAUGCAGAAGCAGAUCAAGGCCUGGGUCGAGCGCAAUGACUGGAGUGAGAUGUCGGAGCCUGUUCGAGCGCUGUACUCUAUCAUUGCUGGAGAGGUCUGCGCGGUUACUGGGAAGAACGGUCCGGCUGAAGAUCGUGCGAGCUCGUUCUGCAUCUCUGAGCGUUUUGGUCUUAACUGGAUGCAGAGCUUCGGCCUUAGACUUUACUACGGCGGAUACUUGAGUCUUGACGAUGCCGUCAAGGCGUACAGCAACGACCUUGCUGAUGGUCGUGAGAAAGUCUUGCCUACUCCAGGCUGGCAGGAUGUCGAUACGAAUGAUGGCAGGGAAGACACGCUGCUUGGCCUGUUACGGAUGUACGUUGGUCGUCCUGAUGCUGAGGCACUUUUCGACUCCAAGACUGUCUCUGGCGAUUCGACCAACUCCCGCAUUGCCUGGCAGCUCGCCACUAUCUUCGCGUCUAGAGACGAUGGCGCCCAGUUGUCCGACGAAAAGCUCGACCAACUCACCCUCGACUUCGCCGCUCAGCUGGAGAGUGCGAACUCCUUUCUCUCCGCUGUCUGGGUCCUGCUCUACGUCCGCAACCGCUCAACCCGCGAGCAAGCCAUCUCCGCAAUCCUCUACCGCAACGCCGACAAGAUUCCGGACUUCAACCCCCUCGAAGACACCGACGGCGUCUUCCACCUCCUGCACAACGACCUUCAGAUCCCAACAGAUCUCAUCUGGCGUGCCAAAGCACAAUACGCCCGCACGGUCGCCCGCAACCCCGGUGCCCAAGUCCUCUACCUCCUCAACGCCGGCGACACGGACCAAGCUCAUGAUGUCCUCUGCAGCACCAUCGGCCCGCAAGCCGUCAUCGAGCAAGAACACGAAGACCUGACCAACGUCCUCGCACGUUUCCCCGAUCACAAGCCCCAAGGCUGGGUUUCCGGCGGCGGUGUCUUUGAGGAAUACACCAAGCUCUGGAACCUUUCCACUCCGCGGAAGCAUACCCGCGAGGGACGCGAGGUCAUGGAGCGCCUAGGCCUCGGAUUGAGGGAGAUGAGUUCGCGAGAGGGGAAGAUGAGUGUAGAGGAGAAGGUCGCGGUUGUGGAGAUGGAGAGGGUGUUGAGGGAGGAGGUGAGGGCUUUGCAUGGGAGUGGUGAGGGACUGGUUGUUGAGGGGGUUGGUGGUGAGCAAGUUGAGGAGGGGAAGGGCAUGGAUGCUUUUGUUAGGUAUCGGGAGGCGAUGGGGGUUGUGGUUUGA